CUCUGCCUGCUCGCUCCUCUGCGCUUUGGCCGUUCGCUCAUCCGCGCUUGGGUCUCGGCCGACACCCUGUCAAGUCGCUGUUGCUGUCAACCCUCUUCCAGACGGCGCCCGCAUUAUCCGUUUGACAUUGCCUCCCAGACUUGCGUCCCAACCCCGCUUCGCCAGUCCCCGGUCGCAUUGCCCAAUCCCGCGGCACCACUUUCGUCCCCCCUCGGUACUCUUUUCUCUGUCCAAGACCCCCUUUUCCUCCUGCGGUCGAUCCCGCAAUCGAUCCCACAGUCGUCCCCGCAGUCGACUCCACGCUCGCAUUUGCCUCCACGCCUGUCUCUGCUUCUGCUACACAAUCUGCUCCCGCGCUCGAGUCGAAUGCUGCCUUGAGAAAUGUUCCUGGACUUUGCCCUCCUCGGUCUCGACGCCGCCUCCAAUGGCACCUCAGCGUCCCCCUCGGCAUCCCCUUCGGCAUCCCCUUCGGCAUCCCCGUCGCCCAGCGCAGACUCCAACUUCAAUCUGACCCUCCCCGUCGCCCUUGUUGGCACCGCCGUGGUUGUCGUGAUUCUGCUGGUCAUUAUCCUCCCGCCAUGUCUCGCCCGCUCCUCCCUCAAGCGCGAGAUGCGGUCCUUGUCGACCGCCGCCCUGCAAACAACCCCUGCCUCUGAGCCCCGCAGCCCGGCGUCGCUCCACGACCUCCUGAGCUACUCGACUGCCAGCAACGGCCUGUCCGACCACCGCAGAACCAGCUCGACGUCGUCGACAUCCUCCGCGCCCGACCCAUCUCUCCACAGCGAUGCAGCCACCGUCGUCUUCAGACCAUCUCAGUCCCUCGAAACAGAGUACCGGCGCCAUCUCCAGGCAAAAUCUCUGCCAAAACCCCAGUCACUCGAGGACACCGCCACCCUGUAUUCCUCUCGCCACUCGGCGCACCACUCGACACACGCCUCCAUCGACCGCCUCAAGGCAUUUGGCUCGCCACCAGGCUCGGCACCGGGCUCGGCACCGGGCUCGGCGCACUCGUCACCGAAGCACCCCACCGUCCCUUCGCCUCAUCUCUCCUCUCACCUCUCUCCCAAGCCUCCACAUGCCGCUGCUCAACCCUCGAACCUCUCGUCAAUGCCCUCGCAGGGCUCGCUCAAGUCCCGAGACGAGGGCCAGGUCCUGAACUACAACUAUUCGCCCUUCAGUAUCCGGAGCCCUUCGCCAUCGCUGACCAUGAGUGGCUCGCUCCCGCGCCAGGAAGACCAGCAGUACCGGCUGCUCAGCGCCCAGGAGAUUGCCAAGGGCCAAUCGGCGUUCCGUCUCAACCACGCUUCAUCCAAGGCGUCGCUCAAGAAUCGUCCGCUGUCGCCAAGCAAUGCCAUGGUUCUGCCGGUCUACUCACACGAUGCCUCGUCCAGCGAGUAGUCGCCGCCAUUAUCAUUGUCAUUGUCAUUGUCAUUG
Polychytrium aggregatum is the source of this 1434-nucleotide messenger RNA. RefSeq lists its product as uncharacterized. The coding region runs from base 382 to 1398 and encodes 338 amino acids. The transcript has a single exon. NCBI's taxonomy places the organism in Eukaryota, Fungi, Chytridiomycota, Chytridiomycetes, Polychytriales. The record is from RefSeq and is a predicted model, not a curated record.